AUGAUUUUCCCAGAGCCGUCCGUACGCGUAUACCGCAUUACCGCAUACGCCGUAUAGUAAGUUGAUGUAGUGUACUACCUAGCGAACGAUAUCAAAGUAUAAACCCGUCUACAUAAAUUUAAUGAAUAAAAUUCAUAAUAUCUCGUGAGUUUUCGCCAGUGUCACCGUCGAGUCGAAAUUUUCCCGUCUCCGAAAACACGGUUGUCGAGACGACGUUCGCGUACAGGGAAAUCGGUGGACCCGUCAUCGGCCAGCUAGCCAUUGUCUCCGUGAGGUUAUGCGACAGACGACCGACGCGGAAUCCGUCUUCAACUGCUAAAUAAUCGAACGUGACCACCGCCAUGUCCAAGACGUCCGGUUCGGCCGCGUCCGGCUCGUCGUCGUCGUCGUCGCAGCAGCAAGUUUCCGGAGUCGCCGCUGUGCCAGCCGAGGACAAUUUCGACUUUCUAUUCAAAAUCGUGCUUAUCGGUGACUGCGGCACUGGCAAGACGUGCGUCGUUCAGCGGUUCAAGAGUGGCACAUAUGCCGAGAACCAGGGCAACACCAUCGGCGUCGACUUUUCCAUGAAGACCAUCAAGAUCGACGGCAAGAAAGUCAAACUCCAGAUAUGGGACACGGCUGGUCACGAGAGGUUUCGAACGAUCACGCAGAGCUACUAUCGCUCAGCUAAUGGGGUCCUACUAGUGUACGACAUUACAAAACGUGCUACUUUCCUAAAUCUACAGAGAUGGGUCGAAGAAGUACGUCGGUAUACUUCGUCUAAUGUCUUGCUCGUAUUGAUUGGUAACAAAUGCGACCUGGAGGAGAACCGCCAGGUGGAAUUAUCUGAAGCAGAUGCAAUGUGCGAAUACUUUCCUGAACUAUUGUCUGUGCUAGAAACGUCGGCUAAGGAAAAUAAAAAUAUUGAAGAAGCAUUUGUCACAAUUGCUUCUGAACUUAAGAGACGUCAUGACCAAAGUGCUCAUAUUGAAGAUGAACCAAAUCCUGUCAUCAACUUGAGUGAAGGCGAAAAUGUUCAAAAAUGUAAAGGCUGUACGUUGUUAUAAACUAACAUUUCAACACGGUACAGUAGAACAAAUCAAUAUUUGAUCAUUAUUAUUCUAAAACCCGAUGACGAACUUGUAUAAUUAAUUAAUUAUGCGUUCAUAAUCUUGUGGUAACACACUUGUUUAAUGUGAAACAUUUAAAGUUUUAUUUAGAUUGUAUUUAAAAAUAAAAAUUUAUGAAUAUAGGGACAGAUCAUCCCAAAAUUUAUGUACACGUUUAUGAUCCGCGUUAAUACUGUAUUUAAUUUUAUCUUUCUUAACUUGCAAUAAUUAUUCAUGUACUUGAACCUCACUUUGUUAAUCAUUCAAUCAUGUACUGUAAUAUAAUAUUAAAUAAGAUUCUCGAAUAGUUUUAUGGGGGACCAUGGUCAUAAGUGUUUUUUUUUCAAGUAUCUUGCAAGGUCCACAGGUGUAUCUAACAUUGAAAUUAUUUUUAUCAGUAGACAGUAUAAUAUUGUAUCAAUGAUGGUUUUUAUUUUGUUAGCCACUAUCGUAUUUUAGGAUAUUAUGUUUGUGAUAUUAUUCAUACAACAUUUAUGUAUCCCGUAUCGAUAUUCUGUAAAUAGAUAUAUGUCCAUAUCGAGAAUUUUAGCAAUUAUCUUUUUUCUUCUGUUUAAUUAUAUAAUUUACAAAUGAUGAUUUGAAUUGAUUUUAUUUAUUAUAAUAUAUAAUAUGGUUUUUUUUCUUCUUAAAUUUGAUAAAUAUGUCUGUAUGAUAAUUGAUUAUAUAUAUUUAUAAGCAUAUAAAUACUUAUAAAAGUAUGCACACAUUUGUAUAACAUUAUUACCAUCUUAUGUAAAAGCACCUCUAAUAAAACGGUGAAGGUAUUUGAAUAUUAUAUUUUUUUUUAUUAUUAUGUGUAGUGAGAGUAGGGAAAUAUUAAUAAUUAUAUUAUAAUAUACUUAUACUAAUAACUAGUCACGUAAAAAAUGUAUGAAAUAUUUUAUUGUAGCAGUUCCUUUCGAUGGUUAACAAAUGUUUAUGAUGAUGAUAAUUUCCCCCCUACAAAAAUGUGAUUUAUAAUGUUUUACGUGAGAUGUGUGGUGGAAAUUUGUAUGUACAAUAUGUAUCUAAAAAAAAUUAUUAUUGUUUAACUUUUUCAACUUUAUAGAUGUUUUAUUAUCAGUGCCUAGCUAUUUUUUAAUUCUAAAAUAUUUUGUUUUUUUAAAAAAAAAUUAUCUCAAAUUUUUAUUAUUAUUUUUAUUUAUUUGUAUUUUAUUAUUUUUUUACCAAUGUCUAUAUUUGUUGUAUACCUGUAAUAGUCAUGUGUGCUUUUGUGUUUUACUUGUACGGAAAUGGUCGCUCUUAAUAAUCAGAAAAAAAAAGAAUUCAAAUGAGGGCUCGAGGCGGGGAAAUUACAUAAUAUUAUAAUAAUUGUCUUUUUACAUUAAUAUUACAAUAUUUAAUUAUAUUGUACGGCUAACAAUAAAGAAUUUAAUUUUUUUUCUUUAUUAAAUACUAAAAUACUAGAAUACUAGAUUAAUGUCUAAUUUUUUAAACUUAAAUCAUUUAGACGAAAUUGGUGAUUAUAUAUUAUUAUCAUUAUUUUAAAUAUUCUUGCUCACUUAAGAAAAAAAUUUUACUUUCUUUCCCUACCUCACCUUCCAAUUGUAUAGGUCACUAUGAUACACUUGUUAUCUAUAUAAUGGCCAAUCGUAAUUUUAUUAUUAUAGGUAUACAUAUUACAUUGUUUAGUAUACGCACAAUCAAUGAACAUUUACAUCCGUAUCAAUUAAACAAAAUAAUAUUUUUUAUUGUA
Molecule: messenger RNA, 2805 nt
Organism: Metopolophium dirhodum (rose-grain aphid)
Lineage: Eukaryota; Metazoa; Arthropoda; Insecta; Hemiptera; Aphididae
Gene: Rab19
Product: ras-related protein Rab-43
Exons: 5
Coding region: 342-1046 (234 amino acids)
Biological process (GO): protein secretion; regulation of exocytosis
Molecular function (GO): GTPase activity; GTP binding
Source: RefSeq, a predicted model, not a curated record